ACAUGGGCGACCAUGACUUCGAGGGCGCCCCGCAGCACCACCCAGACCUUGUGUCCUACAUCAGGCAGCUGCACCUGUUGGCGCCGAAGGGGGCCUCCGCGCCGUACGCGCUCAGUCGGCCCAACGCCACCGACUUCUCGCAGAACGGCCAGAGCAAGGAAGUCGAGAAGGUUCUCAAGGGGAAGCGCGGCGGAGUGUUCGUGGAGGCCGGCGCUUACGACGGGGAGCAGCUGAGCAACACGCUGUACCUGGAAAGGAACCUCGGUUGGAAGGGCCUCCUGGUUGAGCCCGACCCGUGGAACUUCUGGUCGCUCAGGAAGAAGGGCAGGAAGGCCCACCUGGUGAACGCGUGUCUGUCCCCCAGCCCCUACCCCAGGGAGGUCACCUUCAAGCAAAGCGACACCAUGGGCCACAUAGCGAGCCAGGGCGAGGAGGCCAACCGGCGGGGGAUCUUCACCAGGGUCAAGUGCUUCCCUUUGUACUCUCUCCUCCUCGCCAUCAACACCACGAAGGUUGACCUCCUCUCCCUCGACGUAGAAGGAGCAGAGCUACAGGUAUUGAAAACACUUCCCUGGGAGAAGGUGCAGAUCCAGGUGCUCUGCAUCGAGUACCGGCACAUCCCCGAAGGCAGUCAGGCCCUAAGAACCUACCUGGAGGAACGAGGCUACGCCCUGUAUAGUUCCGUUGGCGAUGAUUACAUCUUCGUCAGAAAAGACCUAGAGAAGAUCCCACAAGAAGACUUGCUGUAGAGAGUCGCACAUCACGUGGAGUUAUGUGGACAACAUGGACAGAAACUUUGUAUGCUUGUGUUCACGUCCAGAGUGUUUGUGUGAUAUGCGCGGAGAACUACUUAACGUACUAUGUAUCUGCGUGUAAAGUAUGGUGAUUUUGUCUGUAUACGAGAAGCCGCAUAAUGUCUCAUCUGUACCGCUUACACAAACUAGAUUUUUACAUUACUGUUAAGGCGGCAUAAGGUUGUGAAUACUCUGUGAUAGUUCGCGACGAUUUUCAUAAAUGUACACUUUUCAUAUACGACUUUUUAGCGCACUUUUUGAAUGACAGUGAGUUUAUACGUUUUGAGUGAAAUGUAAUUACUUUCAUCAAACAGAAUUUCCAGAUCCAUAGGCUGUACUAAGUUAGUACUUAUUCUCUGUAGGUUUUAAUUGUAUGUUUAUAUGAAUGGACUGUGCCGAAAUUAAAUUAUAUUGUGUCUUCAAUGAUUCAUUGUGUCUUGUAAAUAUAUCUAAGGAUUUUGUUCAGGUCUGCAAUGACGAUUAACUGUUGCAAAAUAUGUUUCUAUAUUCAUUUUUAAAAAUUUCUUUCUUUCUUAUCGAGGUAAAGAUACACUCAGUAGGUUGAGGAUAACUGACCGUAUGCAGCAUUAUUAUCACCAACCAUUUCCUUAUCAAGUGAUUAUCAGAACCAACCUGUCCGUUACCAAUUGCUUAUCGUCGCCUAAUGUGUCGCCAAUCUCUCUCUCGCUCUCUCUCUCUCUCUCUCUCUCUCUCUCUCUCUCUCUCUCUCUCUCUCUCUCUCUCUCUCUCUCUCUCUCUCUCUCUCUCUCUCUCUCUCUCUCUCUCUCUCUUUCUUUCUCUCUCUCUCUCUCUCUCUCUCUCUCUCUCUCUCUCUCUCUCUCUCUCUCUCUCUCUCUCUCUCUCUCUCUCUAUCUAUCUAUCUAUCUAUCUAUCUAUCUCCAUGUUUCUGUCUCUGUCUGUCUGUCUGUCUUUGAAACAUGAUUAUUAUCAAAUGUGUCACCAAUCUGUCACCGUGCCAUCAGCCAUCACCAACCUGUCAGUCACAUCUUCGCCUCGAUAUGAAAACAAAGCAUAAUGUUUGGAUAUCUACUGCUUGCGCAGUUUUUCUACGCAGGUGCCUUAUUCAACUCCAUGCUUACAGGAGCAAAAGUGCCUUAACAGGACACGGAGAAUUUUUGUUAAUGAAUAUUGUAAAGUAAUGAGAAACAUGGGGGGGGGGGGGAUAUCUGGCAGAGAAGUACCAUGGUGAAAAUCCACACGCUUGGCAGUGCCAGAGCUUCUUGUAGAAAAGGGAAGGAAACUUGAUGUUGUGCAUUCUAUAUUGAUGUCAGUAUGGUGUUAUAUUUUUUUUCUAUGGAAAGUAACUAGUUUUGGUUUUGAAUAAAAAAUACCGCAAAUAUG
Messenger RNA from Penaeus indicus, 2156 nucleotides. Its product is annotated as protein Star-like. Lineage: Eukaryota; Metazoa; Arthropoda; Malacostraca; Decapoda; Penaeidae. The record is from RefSeq and is a predicted model, not a curated record.